Acanthamoeba castellanii str. Neff is the source of this 4539-nucleotide messenger RNA. RefSeq names its product Armadillo/betacatenin-like repeat domain containing protein. The record is from RefSeq and is a predicted model, not a curated record. Gene Ontology annotation, biological process: protein phosphorylation. Gene Ontology annotation, molecular function: protein binding; protein kinase activity; ATP binding. Bases 1 to 4539 code for a protein of 1512 amino acids. The transcript is spliced from 35 exons. NCBI's taxonomy places the organism in Eukaryota, Discosea, Longamoebia, Acanthamoebidae.
AUGAAGGAGCUCAAGCAGCUCGUUGGUCCCAAGCCCACCUACCCGCUUGUGCUCGACUUUGGCUCCACCGAGUUCCAGCUCGAGACGGCCGACUUCCUCCUCAACGCUUCCAAUGUCUUCAAGGAGAUCGACUUCACCUCCAACUCGCUCGUGGACUGCUCGAAUUCCUUCGAACAUUUGAGCAAGCUCAAGCGACUCAUCAUCGACCGCAACGCGUUGUGCGACAUCCAGUUCAAGGGCCUAGCCUCCCUCGUCACUCUCUCUCUCGCCGACAACCGCCUCAACUACUUGAAUGACAUGGGUGACCUCCGCAAGCUGGUCAACCUCAACCUCUCGGGCAACAAGCUCACUGCCGGCUUCGAUCAAAUCGCCAAGUGCAAGGCGCUGCGAGUGCUCGACCUGGGGAGCAACAACAUCGACUUCUCGCUGUCGCAGUUCUGGCGCAGCUUUCGCUUCCUCAAGACCCUCCCCAAACUCAACUGGCUAUCGUUUGAGGGCAAUGCCUGCGAGCAGUCGAUCCCCUACUUCCGGGAAUUCAUCGCCCACGAACUGCCCAAGCUGAGCUACCUCGAUUGGAAGCCCAUCACCCGAGAGGAACGAUCGGAGGCCACCAAGCUUGCCGCUAAGGGGAUCUGGAAGGACAAGGAUUCGUUGGCGGAGCUUCGAAAGGCAAAGACGUCCGGAGUCCUGGCCACUGUCGGUACCAGCCCGGGAUCCUCGCGUAUCGACCCCUCUCCCAGGAACUUCUCAGGGCAGAUGCUGGAGGAACUCCUCGGCCUCGAAGACGAGGACGAGACUCACCACGCUGCCGGAGACGCCAAGCGCGGCCCGGCGACUCACGCCCACACGCACAGCGCCGGCAGCGAUGCUGACGAUGGAAGCCUGGAGGCGUCGAAGAGGGCCAACGACCAGCUGGAUAACAUUCUGGAGUUCCUUGAUCAAGACGGCGCUCCUCUCUCUGCCGCGGACAACGAAGACCCCAGCCUGGGGAGCGGCCUCUCGUCGACGGCCUCGUCGCGGGCGAGCGUCGCCUCCGCCACCGACGACAGGCAGCCGGCCGCAGCGGCCGGUGGCAGCAAUUAUCUGGAGAUGUUCUACUCCAUGCUCAAUGCGCCCAACGACCCUUCUUCUUCUUCUUCCUCCUCCUCCUCGGUGUCUACGCGCCUGGUUCAGACGGGCGGCACCAUACGGCGCCUCGAAGAGCGAACGAACAUUCCCACGAUCAGGACCGAACCGCAGGACGACACGAUCUUCAACCUGCUCGAUCAGAUCAUCGAAAACAAGUCCUCGGCCCCCACGCCAGCGGCGGCGGCGGCGGCGACGGCGGCAGUGCCACCACCAGUACCGCAGCAGCAACUGUCAGUAGCCGCCAUGCGCAGCUCGGUGCGCAAGUCUCAGAUCCAGGACUUUGCCGAGCUGGAGAAGACUCUGAACGUGUUGGAAACAAGUUUCGCGGACGAGGAGAGGGAGCGGCAGCAGAAGAUCGAGGAGGAGCGAGCGAAGCUGCGGCAACUGGAGGUGGAGCGCCAACAGCUUCUCGCGCAGCGGGAACUCGAGAAGCGCCUGACCAUGCAGAAGCUGCGCGACGAGCAGGCCCGCCGCCUCGAGGAGGAGAGGAAGCGGUACGAGGACGAGGUGCGAGCUCUCCAGGAACAGCGGCGAAAGGCCCACGAGGAAGCCGAGCGGCUGCGGCACGAGGUGCAGCAGCAGCAGCAGCAGCAGCAGCAGCAACAGCGCCUCCUGGCCGAACAGAAGCGGAAGCAGUCCGACGAAGAGGAAGCGGCCCAGCAGCACCAGCAGCAGCAGCAGCAGCAGGCGCACGCCGCUCAAGUCGGGGAGAAGGCCGACCGCCUCUCGCGCAGCUCCCGCGACGACGCCCUCCUCGCAAAUCUGCAGCCCUUCUACUGCCGCUACGAGGACCUGCAGAUCGGGCAGAAGCUGGGCCUGGGCUCUGUGGGCGUCACCCAUCGAGGCAUCCUCAACUCGCGCCAGGUGGCCAUCAAGAAGUUUCACUGCCCCACCUUCUCCGAGGCCCUGGUCAAGAAACUGCGGGACGAAGCACCCCAACUGAGCUUGCUCAAGCACGGCAACCUGGUGGAGUUUGUGGCUCUGUGCGUGGACACGGAGAUCUGCAGCGUGACCGAGUGGAUCGAAGGCGCCAACCUCUACGGCUACCUGCGCAACUCCGGGAAUGUGGUGGGGCAGGAGUGGCCGGUGAAGAUGGCGCUGCAGAUCGCGCAAGCGUUGGAGUACCUGCACGCGCACGGAGUGGUGCACGGGUCCCUCAAGAGCCGGGACGUGCUGCUGGACCGGGACGGGAGUCCCCACGUCACCGACUACGGCCUCCUCCCCGCCAAGCUCCUCGCCCUCUCCUCCUCGCCCGCUGCCGUCUCCAGCUGCUACGUGGCCCCCGAAGCCGACGUCUACAGCUACGGCAUCUUGCUGUGGGAGCUCUUUACCCGCGCCCAGCCUUUCGCCGGUCUUCAGCCCCACCAGAUCAAGGAAGCCGUCAUCCACUAUCAACGGCCUCCCGUUCCUCUGUGUCCGUUUGUGCUGGGGCGGCUCAUGCAGGCGUGCUGGCACGAUUCGGUGAAGAGUCGCCCCUCGUUUGCGGUGAUCGUUAAGAUUCUCAGCCAGCCCCUACACGAACUCCUCCGCUACGACCCCAAGGCCUCCCCCGCCGCCGCCGCCGCCGCCGCCACCAGCAGCGGCGGUUCCUCUGCCCACCAGCAGCGAGUAGGCCAGCAGGAGGGCGGCAAUGGCGGCGCGCUCUCGGAACAGACCGCGCGGGAGAUCGUGGCGGAGAAGAGGCACACGGUGGUGGACCGCAUUGCCGACAUGAUUAACUCCGCCAAUCCGCAGUUCCAGCUCAAGGCGGUCAAGGCCAUCAGCACCUUUGCCACCGAAGAAGGAAACAGGGAGGCCAUGGUCGAGUCGGGCGAGCUGCUGCCGCGGCUGCUGCGGCUGUGCUCUGCCGCAGAGGAGGUGCUUCGCGAACAGGCCCUUCGCUCCCUUGCCUCGCUUGCCGAAGACGACUACUGCGUGACCAAGAUCGCGGAGAAGGGCGGGCUCGCAUCGAUGGCCGCCAUCCUGGCCUCGAGCGAGCCCACGGCCUCAAUCCUCCUGCAGGCACUGCACGCUCUCGCCCGCCUGUCCCGCACCUUGGAAAAUAUCGAAGCGGUCGGGGAGCUGGGGGCCGUCGAUUCGUUGGUCCGGUUGCUUGCCCACCCCAACAACGAGCUCCUCCAGAUGCAGGCGCUGGUGGCUCUCGGGCUAGUGCUGGGGUACGAGGGCAACCAGGUGCACUUCUACCGGGCGGACGGGGUGAAGCCCCUCAUCAAGCUGCUGGGUUCCCCCAAUCCCGGCAUACAGCUGCGCGUGCUUGAAGUGCUCGCCGUGCUCGCCAACAACGAUAAAAUGGAGCUUAUCAUCAAGAGGGUGGGCGUGCUGCGGCGCCUCGUGCCCCUCAUCCAGAGCAAGAGCCCCCUGCUCAAGCUGCAGGCCCUCCAGUCCGUGGCCAAGUUCUCCUCCCGGCAGAUGGAAGAGUCGGGGGUGGUGGAGGCGCUGGUGGGCGUCUACGCCGAUCCCCUGUGGGCCGACAAUCGGGAGGUGCUCCUCAACACCACCUCCUCCCUCGCACACUUUGUCCUCGACCUCGGCAAGGGUCCGGGCCGGGCUGCUCGUGAGUUUCCAUCGGGGCGCCUCACCAACAUCGUGCCGUUCCUCAUCACGGGAUUUGCCGACGUCAAGGUGGAGCUCGUCAAGUGCCUCUCACACAUCCUGCAGAGCGAGGCGAGGCGAGGUGAGUUUUUGGGGCUGCAGGGGCUGCCGCGGCUCUUCCAGGCCCUCGCCUCCGAUGCCACCAACGACGACCUGCAGCUCUACGGCCUCCUCGCCCUCGUAGCCCUCGCUGGCGAGGGAGAGGAAAUACGGGAGGCCAUCGGCAAGGCCGGCAUAAUCGAGCACAUGGCCGAGGACACCCUCACGUCCAACCACGAGGACGUGCAGCGGCACAGCCUCCACCUCUGUGCCAUCCUCUCCGGCCAGCGCGACCUCAAAGAACGGUUCGCUGCGACGGAGGCCGUGGCGCACUUGGCAAGCUUCGUGGACUCACCGCACGAUGACAUGCGCGAGCACGCCCUCCUCACCCUGGCCAAUCUCGCCGACAACGAGCGAUGCCGAGCGGCAUGCCGGGAGGAGGAGGGCCUGGCUGCUCUUCUGACGGCCUUCGAGCGCGCCGCCCCGGAACCCGUCCUCGAAUGCGUCGUCGGCGCCCUCGCCCAUUUUGCCGGGGACGGGUGCCAGAGAGACCUGGUCGAGCUGGGGCUUUCGGCCAUCAUCCGGCAUGCCUCUCACCCCAAGCUGGCCAUUCAGUCCCUGGCCCUCAAGUCGCUCCUCCUGCUCCUGAAGAAGCCUGAGAAUCGGCCAGCCAUCGAAGCUGCGGGAGGCGAGGAGAAGCUGCGGGCCCUGACCACGUCGACGAACCGCGCUGUGGCGGCCGCAUCAGCGCACGCCCUCCAGCUACUGCACUCCUCGUGA